AGGAGAUAAAAUAUAAAAGCAAUAGAGCAAAGCGCGGAGCUGUAAGCAAGAGCGUCCGAACAGUAGCGAAGCAGGAAGUGAUUAGUGAUCAUAUAUGAUUCAUAAAUAAAUAUAUGAUUAUAAAUAUAUAAAUAUAUGAUUCAUAAAUAAAUAUAUGAUUAUUUAUUUAAUACAGUUGAUUCUGUAUUGAUUCUGCUGUUCUGACCUUUAGUCAUUCAUUAGAGUGUGAGAUGCAGUAAUGACAGUGAGAGCAGAUUAGAGCCUGAACCAGGAUAUUGCAGCUCCAUCACCUAAGGCCACAGUAUUUGUAAUUUUGUAUGAUCUUUUUUUUUUUCUAACCUCUUCACUGUGACACUAAAAAGUGUGAUUCUGGCAGAGAACCAGCAGCACCCACUUAGACACUUUUAACAUGAUGCUAGGGUUAGAUAAAUUUGACCUCUACCACAAUAAUCAAUGCUGUGGAACAGAAUGGUUCCAAACUCAUUUGAGUAUUUUGUUUGUUUAAUAAAUUAAAAUUGUGUUUAAUUUCUGUUUAUUAAACAUGUUGAAAGUAUGCUAUCAUGAACUGAAAAGUUACAGAGUUUAAAACCAUGCAGCAGCUUAAAGAAAGAAGAGGAACUGUGAAUGUGUGAGAGUUCAUCAGUUUAAAGUGGGUUCAGUGAUGGUAAGUCACAUCAACCCACACGCUGUAAGUUGAACAAGUGUGGUCAAACGAACAGUUUUCACACUCUUUACUAACAUGUUCCACACCUCGACAUUGCACCCACAGCUCUGAGAAUACUAGCACACCAUAAUAUAAAGAGUAAAAAGACAACCAUUAGGGCUGAGAAAAAAAGAACAAUAAAUGAGCACAACUACUUUAGUUACAAUACACAAUUAACAGGCAAUACUUGAAGGUCCUUAUAAUAUAAAUAUAUUGCUGCUUUUAGCAUUUUUAAACGUGAAAGAGUUUGUAGUUCUGAUGUGUGUUUAGAGUGCUGGUGGAUGAUUAUGGUUGGAUUAUAGAGUGGACAGUUCUCACAACUGAUAUAAAUAUAUUGUUAUUAUUACGAAAUAAUGUGUAACAUUCCCUGUUUUUUUGUUCCAUGUGCUUUUGUUUCGAGGACUCUUAUUUUGAAGUAUUCUUGUUCCCCUCAUUAGUCUUUGAUUGUUUCUUCAGGUGUGUCCUACUAGCCUUUGUGUAUUAUAAGCUCUAGGGUGCUUCUCCAUUCUUAUAUGUGCAUCCUCGUUACCUUUCCUCACGUCUCAGCUCAGACCUCCGCACAGGAUACACCUGUGCACCCUCGCUCAGUCUUCUGGAAGCUUCCUUACUCCUCGUUCCUCGCCUCCUCAUGGUGCAAAUAGAGAACUGAGAUGUCCUUUAAGAUGUCUUUCUUUGAUAUUUUUCCAGGUCACAGGCUGGAGAACAGAGGAACAAAGAAACAAGGAAGCAUUUGAGGCUAUUGAGAAGCACCUCUAGUGUUUCUUGUCCUUCUAUGGCUGUGAUAUUGGUGUUCUCAGUCUCCUUGUUUUUUAGUUUCUGAGUUAAUUGUAUUUUGGUAUUAUUUUAACAAACCUUCCGCAUGAGUUUUCAGUUGGGUGAAGUACUAACUAGAAAACAAAUGCAAUAUGAAAAUGAUAAAAGCAAUUAUGGUGAUACCAUAAAAUAAAACUUUCAGUUACAUUAAAAUUUUGGAGAAACGCAACAAAUAAAUGACCUUUAUAUGUUAAUUGUAGCCGAUUUUUCUGACUUUUCUUUCCCAGUUGCUGUAUCAUUUAUUUCAGUGCACAUGAAAAUUACAGUCAUAAGUUUCAGUGGCCCCUCACUUUCAGAACAAACUAAACUGCUUUAAACAGUAUAUACUUCUUUAUCAUGCAUCAGUUUAGCGUCAGUGAAAUGCAGCUGUAUAUAGUGUCAGCACUAAAUAUCAGAGGAAGUUAACAACCACAGGAGGGGCUGAUGAUGUUUAAAGAAAGAACAAAAAGACAGACUGACAGAAACAGAAAAUGGCUGAUCAGUGUCACAUGUGUCUGCUGGGACUGACCAUUCUCUGUCCACUUCUGACAGGUACCAGUGGAGUGGAUGAGACUCACGUGUUCAGCAGAUCUGGUGAAAAUGUCAGUCUGCCCUGUAAUAAUGCUCUUCCUGACUGCACAUCAACUACAUGGAUCUAUAUCAGACAUUCAGAGACAGUUUAACUGAUUAAUUCAGGGAUAAAGAAGAAUGACACAGAGAGACGUGAGAGACUGAGUGUGGGGUCUGACUGCUCUCUGAACAUCAAGAAAAUCACACAAGAAGAUUAUGGGCGUUACAUCUGCCAACAAUUUGUGAAUGGACAAAAACAAGGAACUGAUGCAUCCGUUUAUCUGCAUUUUCUUCAUGUCUCUUCAUCAUCCUCACAGACUGAGAUCAGACUAGGCAGCUCUGUGACUCUCUACUGUCAGUUGUAUUCAUAUGGAGACUAUUGUGAUACUUUGGUCCGUACUGAUGGAAUUCAGCUGGUCUGGGUGAAUCAGGCUGGUGUUAGUGUGAUGACAGACUCCAGAUAUCAGAUAUCAUUCUCCUCAACACACUGUAUCAGCAAUCUGACUACAACACUCCUGAAUGAAGAUCUCAACAGAGAGUGGAGAUGUCAGGUUACUCAGAGAAAUCAACUGAAGACCUCAGCCACAUAUACUGUCAAGUAUUCAGCUCCAACUGAGACAAAGACACUGACUCCAGUCAUCAGCUCAAAGACAGCCACAACUGUAAAUAAACCAGUAACUUCUACUCAAUCAGCUCCAGUCGAUUCAACAAAACUGAUUCCAGUCAGCAGAUCAAAGACAACCACAACUGUAAAUAAACCAGUAACACAAUCAGCUCCAGUCGAUUCAACAAAACUGAUUCCAGUCAGCAGCUCAAACUCUGAGAAGAAAUCAAGCCGAACUACAGCAGAUCCAACACAACAAGUCCCUCCCUCAGAGACUUCCUUGCCCUCAGUGAUUGCUGGUCUUGUUGCUGCAUUGGCUGUUCUCCUUCUUUCUGUUAUUUUUUGGGUGAUUCAUAAUAGAAAACCAAAAGCUGAUAACAAAAGAGGGACUGAUGACUUUGUGGAGCAGAAAGAUGAUGUGACUUAUACUGAGGUUUUCACAUACAGUAAAAUCCAAGACAAAAACAACAAGGUUAACAUUGAUGAUACAGUGACUUACGCUUCCAUCAAUGGAGCAACAGCUGGACCUCAGGAUAACAACAGUCAACUUUAUGCCUCUGUGAACAAGAACCAUCACAAAUGAGUAAAACAGUCAUUCAUUUUAAAAAAGACCUUAUGAUAUGAUGCAUGGAGGACAUUUUUUUUUUUAGAUCAUUCUCAUUAAAUCAUCAGUUUUGUUGAUUGAUUACUACAGGCCAGUUUAUUGUUAGUUUGUUGUAAUUAUGAAAACAGGCAAAGUUACAUGAUAAUGUAAACAUAUACAAUAUGAUAGGAAUUAAAAUUUGGUUUUUGAACUGUUUGAGCAUUUUAAGGAUAGAGCUGCAAUGUAUUUUGACAGUGUCAGAUGCGAGUUUGUUAAAAAAAAUUUGUUGGUGUACAGAAUGUUUUUUCAUUGUAAAUAUGAUGGUAACUGUGUUUAAUACCCAAGCUACACUGUUAACAUCCUCUAGUGACUGAUGCAGAGAUGCUCAGAAAUGCUUUAUUUAAUAGUGCCGUAGAAGAACUGAGAGACUGCAGUCAGUUUUAAAGAAACAUCUCAAAUCAUCUAAAAAAAAUGGUUACUGACAACUCAGCAUUGUCAACAUUAGUAUUGUAUUCUUGACAAAAUAGACUUUUUUGUACAAAUUGCUCAUGGUUGCCUUCUCCUGUUGCCAUCUCUCUUUCUCUUUCUCUGUUUUUCUCUUUCUCUCACUCUCUUUCUCUUCAUUCCCUUAUAUUUUUAUUUUGUCUAGAUAAUUUACUUAUAUUUUAUCUUUGUUUUAGGGUGACUUUUUAACAUUCUGUCAAGGGUCUACAGAUGAAAAAUAGCCUUUUGGGCUAAUCCUGGCACAUUUACAGUUAUGUUUAUUGAUGUGCAUUGCCCCUGUUAACAAAUAAACUAAAAGAAGAGAUCAUCAUGACUAUUAA
Messenger RNA from Megalobrama amblycephala (Wuchang bream), 4076 nucleotides. Its product is annotated as flocculation protein FLO11-like. The transcript has 10 exons. Bases 2512 to 3252 code for a protein of 246 amino acids. Lineage: Eukaryota; Metazoa; Chordata; Actinopteri; Cypriniformes; Xenocyprididae. The record is from RefSeq and is a predicted model, not a curated record.